Molecule: messenger RNA, 6329 nt
Organism: Hemibagrus wyckioides
Lineage: Eukaryota; Metazoa; Chordata; Actinopteri; Siluriformes; Bagridae
Product: tetratricopeptide repeat protein 39B
Exons: 19
Coding region: 504-2024 (506 amino acids)
Molecular function (GO): protein binding
Source: RefSeq, a predicted model, not a curated record
CCAUCAUCAUGUUCUUCUUCUUGCAGAAAUUGCUAUUAUAUUUUUUACACAUUUUACUCCCAUUGGUGGGCGUGGUCUCGAUCGUUGACGUCACGCCGGUGUCCCCCGGUGCAAGCUACGCGGCCGUUUUGGGGCGGACAGAACACACACACACACACACACACACAUUUUGAUAGCGGUUAUGCUGAAUCUGUUAGUCGAUGUGUGUUUCCUUCCCCUCAUCCUGUAAGCUCACGGGACACGGCGACAUGGCUGCGCGAGGAAGCGGAACAGAAAAUACUGACACGACUGAGGACUGCUUUGAAGAUGCCUAUGACCAAAUCCCAGUUGCCUCUAGGAUGGACCUGCCGUCAUCUAUAGAGGAGUGCACUCUGGCUCUCAACCUGCUGCUGAACAACAAGUUCACUGAAGCUCUGGAUGUCCUCAGACCCUGAUGUGUGUGUGUGAUUUACAGGUAUAAGGACAGUGUGUAUCAUGCUUUGGGAUACAGCAGUAUUCUGGUGAUGCAGGCAGGAAUGACUUUUGAGAACAAGGACAUUCAGGUUGCCAUGGCAGCCAUCAAAGAGUCUCUGCAAACCUGCCAGAAGUUCAGGAAGAGAAGGUCGAUGGUGGACUCACUCUCCAGUUUGAUCUCUAAACAGUCAUCUAAUGGCCUGAAAGCUGAGGAGAUGCAUGCAGAGAUUUGUUAUGCUGAAUGUCUGCUACAGAAAGCUGCGCUGACCUUCAUACAGGAUGAGAACAUGAUCAGCUUCAUUAAGGGUGGCAUGAAAAUCCGCACCAGCUAUCAGAUAUACAAGGAUUGCCAGGAUGUGCUAAGCGUGUCUCAGCGUGUGGACGGACACAUUGAGACCUUCACACAGUUUGAAAGUGGAGUGAAGCUGGGCAUCGGCUCAUUCAACCUGAUGUUGUCACUGCUGCCUGCACGAAUCCUCCGACUGCUAGAGUUCAUCGGCUUCUCAGGGAACAGAGACUUUGGGCUGGCCCAGCUAAGAGAAGGAGCAGCGAGUCACAGUCUAAGAUCCAUCUUGUGUGUAUUAACACUGCUGGUGUACCACACCUACGUCUGCCUCAUCCUCGGAACAGGAGAAGGGGACUUGGUGGAAGCAGAGGCUCUGUUAGAGCCAUAUGUGGACAAAUUUCCUAAAGGUUCUAUCAUCCUGUUCUACACAGCACGGAUUGCUGUACUGCGUGGACAUUUCCAGAAGGCACAGCAGAAGUUUGAGGAAUGUAUCAGUUCUCAGCAUCAGUGGCAUCAGAUUCAUCACCUGUGUUACUGGGAGCUGAUGUGGUGUCACUCGUUCCAGCAGCAGUGGAGUGAAGCGUAUCGUUACGCUGACCUACUGUGCAGAGAGAGCCGCUGGUCUAAAGCGAUCUAUGUGUAUCAGAAGGCUGCUAUUCUCAGCAUGAUGAGUGAAGAUGAGGUGAAGAACACUGGGGAGGACAUUGUUGACUUAUUCCGGCAGGUAGAGGGGCUGAAGCAGCGUUUAGCCGGAAAGUCCAUCCCCACUGAGAAGUUUGCAGUGAGGAAAGCUCGCCGAUACUCAGGAGCCAAACCCAUCACACUGGUCAUCCCUGCACUGGAAAUGAUGUACGUGUGGAAUGGGUUCACCAUUGUGGGGAAGCAACCGGAUGCCACGGAGGCGUUACUGAUCACUAUAGAGAGAGCAGAGGAACAACUGAGGAAUAAUCCCAAGCCUACAGAGUAUCACACGGAUGACGAGUGUUUGGUGCAGAUGUUGAAGGGUUUGUGUCUGAAACAUCUGGGCAGGUUAUUGCAGGCAGAGCUCUGCUACUCACAUGUCAUCGCAAGUGAGAAGAGGAUUCAUUAUGAUCAUUAUUUGAUACCCUUCACUCUCUAUGAGCUCGGUUUACUCUACAAACUACAGGGAGAGUUUGCCAAGGCAACGAGAUACAUCGAAGAUGCCAAGGUGAAUUAUAAAGAUUACUCAAUGGAGUCUCGGCUGCAUUUCCGCAUCCACGCUGCACUGAACAGCCUGAAAGGUACUCCGGGAAACUCGCCAUAGCGACGGCCACACCACACGCUGACCUUUACGAUGGGAGCAGCAUCGUUACAGUACUGUACUGAGUGAAACACUCGUCUAUAAAAACACACCAAAGUGCUUUUCCUCCUCUGGGUAUUAGCAGAGAGGAGAGGUUAGAACACACAAACACGCACACACACACAGACACACACAUACUCACACACAUGCACACAUACACAAGUACAUGCACACAUACACACACACACACAAGUACACGCACACAUACACACACACACAAGUACAAGCACACAUACGCACACACACAAGUACAAGCACACAUACGCACACACACACACACACACAAGUACACACACACAUGCAUACACAAGUACAAGCACACAUACGCACACACACAAGUAUUUGCACACACACACAUACUCACAUACGCGCACACACACAUACACACACACGUGCAUGUACAUGCACACACACAUGCACACACACCCUCACGCACACACACACACACACACGCUUGUACCUCAGCAGGUGUAAAACAAAACGUGAAAACAAGACAAACUUGAAAUGGGGUUUAGUUGUUUGUAUAAAAAUUACAUAAAGGGGAAUAAUGUAUAGAUUUUGUUUGAUUUUCCUUUUAAUCUUCUGUUAUUUUUAUUUCCCGUGAUAAUAAUAAUGCAGUUAAAAUAAUCAGUGAGCUGAAACACGCUGCAAACUCCAACAUGGCUACUUUUACAGAUGUACUGACUUCUUCUAGUUAAAGCUGCAGUAUAACUAUAAUUAUAAAAAUAAAUAUAAAAAUAAUUAUUAAUGAGGCAGUCCUGCUGUCUGAGUGGGAGGGGCUUCCUCACUCACCUGUCAAUCACAGCAGCACUAGCCAGUCAUUGGUGUCUGCUGCAGUCCCGAUGCGUUUGCACUCUCUGAUGACUUGCUCAGCUAGCAAGUGCUGGAAAUUGGCUAUGGGUGAUUUUGCGAGUCACACGGCUUUCUGACACGGAUAUUAAGUUACAUGCUGCAGCUUUAAAGUUUUUUUUUAUUUGAGUUAUUUUUAAAGUUCUAGCACGUUUUAGACAAUCAUAAAGCCUUUGUUACUGAUGCUGUGCUGAUGUCUAAUUGAGACACUUCCAUGCUGCUCCACUGCAUCUCUUCAUCACCAUGACAACUGGAAGAGCGACUCAGAUACAAUGAGAAACAGUAGGCGAGAUGCUGCAUGUUAUUAUUGAAAGUUGCAGAAUUGUGUAAUGAAGACACGCCCACAUUUUAUGAUGUAAUAGUUGUGACUCCUAAAGCGGAGGAGGUGUGCGGCGAUUCAGCUCCUUUCAGACUCAGAACAUUUACUGAAAACAUUCGAGAUGCUUUCAGGAGUGUGACGUCUUCUGUACGUGUUUUAUUCACAUCAAAUAUUUGUAUUUAUUUGUGAAAGUAUGUGGGUGUGUGUUGCCCCUCAGGGUGUAGUGUGUACUAUUUUAUCGUCUUUUUUGCUGAACCUUUUAAACGACCCUCACCAUGUCACAGCGAAUGUUGCGUUUGUGUAAAUGAUGUUGAUUUAUUCAGACUGCUGUGUGAUAAGAGAUCAGUUCUACGAUAAAUCAUCUUAUUAUCUGCAUAAAAUCCAUCCCAUAAUACUCUUUCUAACCGAACGUGAUUGUCUCAGGAGCUGAACUUAAACAUUACUAAUUCUACAGAAUUAGUCGAAAUGCUGGAGUUACAUUUCUUGGGGUUUGGUUUAGACACAAAAUCCUACAUGUGAAAGUACAGAGUUCAGAUCAGACACAGAUUUAAACAUUUUAUAAAUAAUUAUUAGAAAAUUAUAAACAUAGAUAAAUGAUAAAUUCUAAACUAAAAUAAUUUGACAUUAAAUACAUUAAGAAGAUUAGACACAACAUUUUAAGUAAUAUUUCAGAAAAUCAGACAUGAAUUAUUAAACUGGAGAAUUAGAUGUGGAACAUUUGAUGUUAACUUUAUACAUUUAGAAGAAAACACAAAGUUUUACUUCAGAAGAUCAGAUGCAAAUUUUUGUCCAUUUAAAAUGAAUAGAUUCAGAUCAUAUUUAGCUCAGAUUCCCUUUCGAUUUAGAAUUGAAGAUUAGAUCUAAAUCUCACACUGAAUACUCUCGAGAGAAAUAAAACUUUAAAAUGAGUUCCUCAAAAAAAAAAUGUGAUGAUCAGUUAAAGACAGUCAGAAAGGCUUGUGUUCCUCGUCUUGUGCUCGGGUUCGGGGUCACACGUAUAGAUUACAGCGUAUACAGUGACACUCACUCACCUCAGCCAAUCACAUGCCAGCUCUGUGUACUGAUUCAUUAAUAUUCAUGAUCUGGCCUCAAUGGCUCACUGGACACCAGCUCAAUUACAAUGGAGUUUUUCAUAACGUCAUCAUCAUCAUCAUCAUCAUCAUCAUCAGCCAUACUGAGCAGCUCUUCACCACUGUUUAUGCUUUAAACAAGUCAGAAAAUACAAGCAGCUAUUAAACACAAGUAUUCAUCAUAAAAACAACAACAACAAUAAUAAUGAGUUUAGACUGAUUAGGAUCAAAGUGUACGUUUUAGUUCUCUUUUAUACUCUCUCUCUCUCUCUGUCUCUCUCUCUCUGUCUCUCACACUUUAAGGAAUAUAUAGGUGAAUCAGGUGGAAUUGCUCCAGUUCACUACACUACACAGAUUAAAUUAAUGAUUUUUCUGUAGCGUAUUAUAAUAACUGAACACAACUUUAGUCCUAAGCUGUAACGCCUAUGUUCACACACAGAAAUAUUUGUUGCUUUACUCUGCAGCUUUUCACACAUUCAUAAAAAUAAAAAUAGAACAUUAGGGCAUUGAUAAAAUACAUCGCAGAAGCCGCUUUAGUUUCAUCCUCAAACACCAGCACAUGAACUUUUAGGAGCUCUGCUAUGUCACCGCUGUGUGUGUGUGUGUGUGUGUGUUUGUGUGUGUGUGUGUGUUUCAGCUGGGACACAGGUUCUUGGUGUUCACUCAGUCAGAGGAUUUUUCCCAAGCCCAUACUACAAUACUAAAUAGUGCACAAGUGCUUAGUUACAGGAUUUACAGGAUUUGCGCUGUGUUCUAAUCUACACUCUGCUGCACUAAAUAUUCUGCUGGUUGUGUUUGUUAAGGCUGUAUCCCAAAACAUAUACUACACUGCUAGCAAGUGUACUACAUAGUGUUAGUAGGUGCUCAUUUUUAGGAGAUGAUUAAGACAUGAACUGCAUACUAAAUAGUGUGUAUAGGCUUGAGGCUGUGUCCUGAACACACAGUAAACCAUGUGAUGAUGUUUAUAGAGCAAAGAUGCCCAAACUAGGUAACCUUUGAUUUGGCCCGCCAUACCAUCCGAGAAGAGAAGGAGAGGGAGGGGGAGUUGGGAUGCCUUCGACACGGAUCAUCAUUUCUAAUUUAACAUAACAGUUUUGUUUGUUUUAUUGUUGACCUACAACAGAGUAAACUGAAAUUAAAUGUUUAAAUAAAAAGUUGGAAAUGAAUUAGUACAUUCAAUAAUGGAGAAAUCAAGGCGGUGGCACACAGACGAGAAAUUUUAGAAAGGUUUGGCAAGAGGGGUUUUUAUUCACUGAAGUCAAAUCAAAGGCAGUAUGUCUAGUUUGCAAACAGUCUGUUGCUGUGUUAAAAGAGUGCAAUAUCUGUCGUCAUUAUGAAACAAAACAUUCUGCAGCUUUCUCGAAGUACAACGGCUAGGCGUGAAAACAGAAGGCUAACGAGCUGCUUGCCAAACUUCGACCUGAUCAGAGUGUGCCGCUAUGUUAUCAGACCAGUUAUCAGAUUUCCACUCUAAUUGUUAAAAGUAGAAGAGCAUUCACUACUGGAGAGUUUGUCAAAGAAUGUCUUGCAGUGGCUGCAGAAGCAGUGUGUCCUCAGGUACGAAUGUUCUCACAAAUCAGCCUGUCAAGAAAUACUGUUACCCAACGCAUAGAGCUUGCAUGGCCCUCGGUCAAAUUUGAUUUUUGGCCCUUCAUAGGAAAAAGUUUGGGCAUCCCUGUUAUAGAGGAAGCUAAACACUACUAAAAGUGUUAUAUGUAGAGACUCCUGUUGAAUAGGUGGUGUAGGGGGUUGAAGAGUAUUUAGUGGAGUGGUGUGUGGUUUUGGACACAGCCUGAGUUUCCCAAAAAUAACGUCUGAUCUUACGUUUCACGCUCUUCACAAUUCAGCCUGCAUCUUUAUUUUCUUAUAACAAUUUAAUUAUUAAAGCUAAAUUAUUAUUAUUAUUAUUAUUAUUAUUGCUACAAAAUCAAAGUUGUUGUAUUUCUGUGUUCUGUACAUUUUGUUCCUCUUCAUUUCAGUAAAGCACCAAAUGUUGAUGUGUGUAAAAAUGGAAUAAAAUUAUGGAAAAUA